Molecule: messenger RNA, 1168 nt
Organism: Pocillopora verrucosa
Lineage: Eukaryota; Metazoa; Cnidaria; Anthozoa; Scleractinia; Pocilloporidae
Source: RefSeq, a predicted model, not a curated record
UACCAAGAUGCAGGUUUUCACAAAGUUGCAAACAGUGUUCGUGAUCUUGUGGCUGGCCGAUCAAUUUUCUAGAAUAGCAUCUCAGACGUGUAGCGGCGAUAACUCUGUUUAUGGCUAUAUGCUGCGUGGAAACAUCUUCAAAACCCUACAGACGGCACUCCCGUUUGAGUGUUCCCAGGCUUGUGAGGGUGACGUCAGAUGUCAAAGCUUUAAUUACGUCAUUUCAAAAAAUACAUGCGAGUUGAAUGAUCGUACGAAGAAAGCCAGACCUGCAGACUUUUUGCCGAGUUCUGAACGAUACUAUUAUGAAAAAUCAAAAAAUAGAGCUGCUCUUGGCUCUAUUCCUGAACUUCCUGCUAAAAACUGUAGGGAAAUCAAGUUGAGUGAAGGAGAGCAAACAGUUAGCGGCAAAUACUGGUAUUAUAAUCCCUGGACGGACACGGCAACAUUCGCCUACUGUGACAUGAAAACGGAAGAUGUUGAUGAGUGUGAAUACGACUUGUACUAUUGUGAGGCCAAUAGCUACUGCAGCAAUACAGUGGGUUCAUAUAUUUGCACAAGUGACCGUGGCCUCGCAUCAUCGAGCAUUCUGAACAACUCACCAAAAUACUACAUUGGCACUCUUUCGUCUUACCUAGAAUCAGUCCUGACUAACCUUUCCUCGAGUAGAUUCGUUAGAUGUUAUCACGCUGAGACAGAUGGCUGGGAUUCAACAACAUUCCAUUCGAAAUGUGAUGGAAAGGGACCCACUGUUUCCAUUAUUCAAGGACCCACUGUUUCCAUUAUUCAAGUCGGUAACUACACAUUUGGUGGAUAUACCGACGUGUCUUGGCAAAGUUCUUGUGGGUACACAUCGGCUGCCAAAGCCUUCAUUUUCUCGCUUUACAACGUGCAUGGUUAUAAACCUGUUAAACUAGCUCAAUACCGGUAUCAAGGGUAUGCAAUCUACCGCUGCAGUAGUUAUGGACCAACAUUUGGGGGUUAUCAAGGGCGACAUGACAUCCAAUUACGAAACAACGCUGGCAACAUUCAAAAUUCCUUCACCACAUGCGGCUCUACUUACGGCGUCCCUACUGGUUACAUUUCGUUCACCAAGUGCGUAUUCUUCUCAGGGAGUGAAUUAUUUACCCCGACUAAUCUGGAGGUAUUCUACGAGAUAAAAUCUUAG